AUGCAUCCUGCUCCAGGCAUGGCUCGUACAUUUGUAGUACUUGGUGACGUCGAAGUAGUCGUCGUCCACCUCCAUCAGUAUGUCGCUCAAUUGGCCAUCGACAGCCAAGACAUGAUUCAGGUCAAGUGCCUCGUUGUCGUCUUCGCCGCGUGGCCAUGCAAAGGUUACGGGCACACAGAACGGGCGUCAAGUGCUCGUGAAGUUUCCUCGAACCAACACUUGCUCCCAUGUGCCGGCAUUUCGCGACUCACCGACCUUAUCUUGGACCCGUUGGAAGCGGCCGCGUUUUUGAACACGCCGAUCGUGUGCCAGGAAAAGGUCGACGGCCGGACUCCGGACUUUCAAGUCGUCGCUCAGAAUCGAUCGCACUUUGAUGAUGAUGAUGAUGAUCGUGUUACGUAG
Aphanomyces invadans is the source of this 402-nucleotide messenger RNA. RefSeq lists its product as hypothetical. The transcript has 2 exons. NCBI's taxonomy places the organism in Eukaryota, Oomycota, Saprolegniomycetes, Saprolegniales, Verrucalvaceae. The coding region runs from base 1 to 402 and encodes 133 amino acids. The record is from RefSeq and is a predicted model, not a curated record.